Molecule: messenger RNA, 719 nt
Organism: Durusdinium trenchii
Lineage: Eukaryota; Dinophyceae; Suessiales; Symbiodiniaceae
Source: the annotation of a GenBank genome assembly
CUUAUUGCAGAAAGGCGUUGUUCCAUAGAAAGGCACGUUGCACUCGCGGGGAACGCCAUGUCUCCAGAUGAAAGCAUCGAGUUCAUGGUGUCCUUGCGGCGGAGGGACGGCGAACUGGUGGGAUUAAAAACGAUGCCGAUCCACGCCUUGGAAGAUGGGUGCUUCAAGAACUACAAAGUGCUUGGCGUGUCCGGAGUGAUCGAGCGGGUGAAUCAGGUGACACGCAAAUACCCGAACCUGGAAACGCAAGAGCAACUGGUACUUCCAGGCGAUUUCAUCGUAUCCGUGAAUGGAAAGACUGAUGAGACGGAGAUGAAGUCGCUUCUGCACACUGAACGAAAGCUAUGGUUGAAGGUUCGACGCGAACCUCAUGUGGAGACCAGCACCGAUCCCCUGCAAAUGUAUGUGGCGAUUGAGUAUGAUGCCAAGGAGCCUGAGCUGGGCUACUUAGCCGUGGCUCGUGGACAGACUGUGCAGGUCUUGUUGUCAACCAGAACCAGUGCUGAGGAACGCAACACCUACAAGUGUGACUAUGUGUUCGGUUGGCAUAUGGACAAAAGUAAAGACGAUGGUGGCUGGCUGCCAAUAGAUGUCCUGAGGGCAGGGUGAAUGUAGCUCGGGCCCGUUUGUCUCCCUCCGGCUCUAUGUGUCUGAGGUAGCAAGCGCCCUGAUUUAGAUGCAAUUCCCGUCACUUUGAUGUUGCGUGUCAAAGCCUGGCA